This is a messenger RNA of Onychostoma macrolepis, 4967 nucleotides long. It is a transcript of the gene kl, whose product is annotated as klotho. Lineage: Eukaryota; Metazoa; Chordata; Actinopteri; Cypriniformes; Cyprinidae. The record is from RefSeq and is a predicted model, not a curated record. Gene Ontology annotation, biological process: carbohydrate metabolic process. The transcript has 8 exons. Bases 855 to 3833 code for a protein of 992 amino acids. Gene Ontology annotation, molecular function: hydrolase activity, hydrolyzing O-glycosyl compounds.
GCCUGAUCAUGAGCAGAGGAAGUGCCGAAUAUUUAUUUUCUUCCCGAGAACACGCCUUGAUUGGCUCGACCUAAUUAGCAUUGAUCGCGUGCUGGCUUGGCUCAGGGAGAGAUUGCGGAUGUGACGCAUUAGCGUCAGGUGACUGACAAACAAGCCUUGAAGGGAAGCACAGGACUCAGACCAUUGAUUUGUCCUCGCCUGGAUGGCACAAGGACAUGCAGGUGCACAUUAUCAUUAGCCGUCCAGAUGGAGAGAAUUUCCAUAAAUGCAGGUCUGUUUCCUAGUACAUAUUACAUUCACUUAUACUGUAAAAUGUUUAUUUUAUGACUUAAUCAAGGUCUAGCUGUUAAAAAUACACCUGUUUGCAGCGUUUAUGUAGCAUGCUGUUUAAACUGCAAAGUCAUGCUAAACAAAAUUGAACUGACCAAUUCAAAAUGACUGUAUGAAGCAUUUUUAAAAUACGUUUUAUAUAUAUUUUCAUUACAUUUUACAAGCCUGGACUGUUAACAUUAAUGUAAUGUACUGUAGAUGUAUUUCGUUCAUAAAUUGAAAGUCAUUGGAUAACCAAUUUGGAUUACUGGAUAACUAGGUGAUCAGUAUUCCUGUAAUAUGUGGUUCAGUCAUAGGUUUCAGUCUUAAAACAUAUUCAGUUGUCCUUUAGAGCUACUGAAGAAAUCAUAAAUUGUUUGGUUUUGUUGUUAUACUGUAUAAUCAUAUUUGCCUAAUCAUACACUAGCAGGAGGAAAUGUGUUCUUAUGAAGGCUGGAAUUGUGCAGCGCUUGGAUACCUAUUUACUCGUCAAGUGCCUGGGUAAUAAUUGAUAGAUUUCCUGAGAGGACAAAAAACGGGCCCAGAUGGGGCCAGGUGGGUUAUACCACAGUUGCAAACAGCUCAGAGUGAGUCAUCUACAGUGGACAGCAGCUGUUCCAGGCACAGGGCUGCACACAUGGGAUAGAUUUAGCAAACUUCCAUAUCCCGGUGACAAAGCCUUCCUCUAUGACACUUUCCCUGAAAAGUUCAUGUGGGCUGUCGGCACCGCUGCCUAUUCAGUUGAAGGAGCCUGGGAGAAAGACGGGAAGGGUAAGUCUAUCUGGGAUACUUUCACUCGCAGUGGGACCCGGGUGUCCAGAGGCGACGUGGGCAGUGACAGUUAUCACAACAUCCCGGGAGACCUACGAGCCCUGCAGCAACUUGGAGUCAGUCACUACCGAUUUUCUCUGUCCUGGCCGCGCAUCUUCUCCAACGGCACCAAAGAAAGCUACAAUGAAAAAGGUGUGGAGUAUUAUAAAAGUCUAAUUCGAGGAUUGAAGGAAAUUAAAGUGCAGCCUGUUGUGACUUUAUAUCAUUGGGACCUGCCAGAGAGUUUGCAGACCUUAUUUGGAGGCUGGAGCAAUUCAGUUAUGGUGGAACUAUUCAGAGAAUAUGCAGAUUUUUGUUUUAAAACAUUUGGAUCAGAUGUGAAAUUUUGGAUUACCAUUGAUAAUCCUUUUGUUGUGGCCUGGCAUGGGUAUGGAACUGGGGUUGUGGCACCUGGUAUCAAAAAUGACUCCGAUUUGCCUUUCAGAGUUGGACAUAAUCUUCUAAAGGCUCAUGCAGCAGCCUGGCACUUGUAUGACAACCAGUAUCGUUCCAGUCAGGGUGGGCAAGUGUCCAUGGCUCUGGCCUCCCACUGGAUCAAACCUAGCAGAACCAGGCAGGAGAACAAGAAAGCCUGCCAGUGUUCUCUGGACUUUGUGCUCGGCUGGUUCGCCCGACCAUUGUUUGUGGAUGGAGACUAUCCACCCUGCAUGAAACGCAAUUUGACUCACAGACUGCCGUCAUUCACGGAGGCAGAGAGCUUGUACGUUAAUGGCACGGCAGACUUCUUUGCCCUGUCUCACGGACCUGCUCUUAGUUUUCAGCUGAUCAAUGACAGUCUGCGCUUUGGCCAGACAGAAGACCUGGGUCUGAGGAUGCUGCUGUACUGGGUCGGUGCCGAGUACAACAAUCCUCCCAUUUUUGUGGUGGAGAGCGGCUGGUAUGGAAGUGGCAACACGAAAACAAAGGAUGCUAAGCAUAUGUACUACCUGAAGCGCUUUAUCAUGGAGACUCUAAAAGCAAUCCGCUUUGACAGAGUAAAUGUGAUUGGUUACACAGCCUGGUCUCUGCUGGACGGGUAUGAGUGGUACCGUGAAUAUGGAAUACGACGAGGGCUAUUCUAUGUGGAUUUCAACACUCCUGAUCUGAAAAGAGAGCCAAAGACAUCUGCCACUUUCUAUAGCAAACUCAUAGAGAAGAAUGGCUUCCCUCAGCUGCCUGAGAACCGGCCCACACAGGGCGUCUUUCCCUGUGACUUUGCCUGGGGAGUUGCAGCCAACUCAAUACAGGUUGAUACUAUACCUACCCAGUUUGCUGACCCUAGUGUUUACAUCUGGAACGUUUCUGGAAACGGAGAGCUGAAAAAGGUCCCGGGUGUGCUGGUGCCCCCUAUGCACAGGAGACACCACUGUGCAGAUUACAGCAGCAUCCUCCAGCAGGUGUCUGACGUGCACCGUAUGCAAGUCUCACACUUCCACUUCUCCCUCAACUGGUCCUCCAUCACCCCAACAGGCCGGGUGUCUGAUGCUAAUGAAACGCUUCUAAAAUACUACCAUUGCUUUGUCAGUGAGCUACAAAAGGUUAACGUUACCCCUGUUGUGACACUUUGGCACCACACAGGGAAACUAUCCAGCCUGCCGGCACCCAUGGAAGUUGGUGGGGGCUGGCAGAGCGCGGAGACAGUUCAGGCCUUUGCAGACUAUGCUAGAUUGUGUUUCCAACGACUAGGAGCUCAUGUCAAACUGUGGAUCACGCUGAAUGAACCUAAUGAUGAGGAUCUUGAAUACACUGUGGGCCACCAGCUGCUCCGUGCGCAUGCGUUAGCUUGGCAUGUCUACGACACUGAAUUUCGCAAAGCCCAAGGUGGUAAGGCAUCACUGGUUCUUCAUAUGGACUGGGUCGAGCCUGCGUUUUCUUUCAACAGAGAGGAUGUUGAGCCUGCAAACCGAGUCCUGGACUUUCGAGUUGGCUGGUUUGCAGAGCCCAUCUUCGGAAGUGGUGAUUACCCAGCGGUGAUGCGUACUUGGCUCCAACAGCGAAACAAUAUCGAUCUCUUCAACUACCACUUACCCGCAUUUAGUGAUGAAGAUCGGCUGUUGGUUAAAGGGACCUACGAUUUCUUCGCCAUCAGCCAUUUUACUACCUCGAUGGUGUACGAUGGAGUGGAAGACAAAUACACCUUCAAAGACAAGCUGCAGGUACAGCUGAUAUCUGACGUGACCUGGAUCAUGUCUCCAAGACGCAACUCUCCUGUGGUCCCCUGGGGUCUUCGCAAGGCACUGAACUGGGUUAACUCUCGAUACAAAGGUGUUCCCAUUUAUGUGAUGGCCAAUGGUGUUCAAGAGGACAUCGCUAGGUUUAAGGAUAGCUUGCGCAUCUACUACCUUUACAAUUACAUUAAUGAGGCCUUGAAAGCAUAUAUGCUGGAUGGAGUCAAUCUGAAGGGAUAUUUUGCAUAUGCGUUCAGCGACCAGCGGGACCCAGGCUAUGGUAUGUAUGGUCAUGUGCAGGAGGAGGUCAUCUCAAAAUCUUCACUGGCCCAUUACAAAAACAUUAUCCACCACAACGGCUUCCCUGCCCCAGGCUCACCUCAACAACAUUGUCCCCAUGCUCCAGUGCACGGCUCUAGACGUUAUGUCCUCACCAAGCAGCCUGUUGUUGGCUUUCUCUCUCUGGUGAGCUCGUGCAUGCUGAUCACAGUGUGCCUUGUGAUCUACUAUGCAGUCAAAAGACACAAAAUAGCCACCAAAAAAUGAACGAAAAUGGUUCCAGUGGACUCUUUUAAUUUAUUUGUUUUAAUGGUUAGUUUGACAACCUACAAACUAUGCUUUUGACUCUUUCUUAAAUUGUAGUACUUCUCGAAUUUCUUAAUGGGUACUACACAAGCCAGGAAGGCCUGGAUAAUUAUUUAACUGCAGCUUUACCAUGUAAAAACACUAUUUAUUUGUAAAAAAGCAUAUUGCAUUAUUUGGUCAAGUUUGCACAACGGUUUGGGUUUUGCACAUGAGUUGUAAAAUAAAAGCUGGGGGGAAAGUAUUUUAUUCUAUUUUGCCACUUUGAAGAUCCUACUAUGGUUAGCUUAGGUAAGUGAUGUUACAGAUAUAUCUAUAUCUAUUUAUCUAUCUAUCUAUUUAAAGUUGUAGCCUACUUAAUUUUAUAGUGAAGUAAUUUUGAUAUCUUUCAUUUUUUUAUUGCCCAUAAUUUAUAUAUACACUUAUAAUUUUCUGUAAAUGUUAGAAAGUCAUGCAAAUCUAUUUUGCUGUCAGGAGUGGACGAGUCUUUACACAAGUGAACAAGCGCUGCUGCGCACAUGUGCGCUAAACCGACGGAGUGCAAUAGAAUAGGAGUGCAAUCAUUUUAAGUAAAAUAUACUUUUUGCUAAAAUAUUUGUUGUCGGACAUUAAAUGUGACACAUGUAAAAUUUGUGUGUAUGCAAAACCUACAUAUAAGUGUAUUUUUAUGAUAGCAGUAACUGCACAGUUCAAAUUAGUUCACAUGUAUUCCUCUUACCAGUUAAAAUGCUAGUCUGUUUUCUGUUAUUUAUUUUCAUUUUUAAUUUAGUGAUUUUAACUUUUAAUUCAAUGUUUUUAAUGCUUUUAAGAGUAGUUUUAGAGUGUAAUGUUUUAAUGUUAUACUAAUAACCAUAAAAGGUACAGCUGUCGUAAAAACCAGAGAGAAAGGCUGCAUGGCUUGAAGCUGCUGAUCGACUGAAUGUGCAAGCACCUGUUAAAAUGUUUUCAUAUAUCCUAAAACAGUGUCAUUAAAUCCUGGACACAAUACAUUAAAUACAGUCGGUUGUAGCCUAUAUUUUUAUUUAUCUGAUUUAUUAUUUAAGUUGCAUUUUCUGUAAACUUUUAUUUUUGGACUGAUAAUAAAGUCAAGUAAUUGUA